UUGGGACGCGGUGUCAGAGAGAGAUGGCAGCGGUCAGGAUCUUGUCCCUUACACUAUUGGCGUGGGCGGCGCAAAGCGUGGGCUGUAUGAGCGGUGAGAGACCCGUGGUCAGCCUACCCCUUGGGAAACUCAUCGGGCGUGAAGAGGAAUCCACGGACGGGCGGCCGUUUUACUCGUUCUAUUCCAUUCCCUUCGCCAAACCGCCCUCGGGACGGCUUCGGUUCAGGGACCCCGAGCCGAGCGCAGGCUGGGAGGGCGCGAGGGACGCCUCCACCGCCCCCCCGCCGUGCGUGCAGAUCCCCUUCUCCGCCACCGAGACGGGCGACGCCUCCGUCAUCGGCACAGAGGACUGCCUCUAUCUCAGUGUUUUCACGCGACAGCCAAACGUUCUCGACGCCCGCCUCCCUGUCAUGGUGUACAUCCACGGGGGCGGGUACUUCGCAGGCAGCGCUGACAAGUACCCGCCUCAUGUCUUGCUCAAUGAGGAUAUUGUCAUGGUAUCACUACAGUAUCGGCUUGGCAUCAUGGGAUUCCUAUCGACGGAGGACUCGGUGAUCCCCGGGAACUUCGGCUUGAAGGACCAGGCGCUAGGACUCCGCUGGACGAAGGAGAACAUCCGCUUCUUCGGCGGGGAUGCGUCGCGGAUCACCGUCUUCGGGAUCAGCGCCGGAGCGGCCUCGGUGCACUUCCAGGUCCUCUCGCCCAGCACGGACGGACUCUUCCAGAGAGCCAUCCUCCAGUCAGGGGCGGCCGUGUGUCCCUGGUCCCUUGGGCGUGCGCAUCGAGAGACCGCCCACCGCAUCGCCGCCCGCCAUGGCUGCCCCGCCCACGAAGGCUCGCAAAAGGUUCUGGAAUGUCUUCAAGGCGUCGCUGCUGAAGAAGUUGUGGCGGAUUUGGUGGAGUAUUUUGAAUUCCUCCACGUGCCGCUGGUGAUGGGGCCUCGCGUGGACGGGGACUUCCUCCCUGACGAGCCGGAGGUCCUGCUCGAGGAAGGAAGACACAAGAAGGUGGACCUGAUCUCCGGAAUCACAGCGCAUGACGGCGGCCUCUUCGCGUUCGGCUUGUACGGCCACCAAGAACGCCUCGAACACUUCCGUCGGCAUUUCCCCUCGUCCGGAUCCGUGGCCCUUGAUUUAAACCCCGAGGACGAGGCGCCGCUCGAACUCACGCGAAAAGUGUUCGAAUUUUACUUGGGAGACGCCGAGGUGGGAGUUGGCAACGCUGAUCAGGUGGUUAAGGUGAGAGUUGGCUACGCUGAUCAGGUGGUUAAGAUGUUCACCGACCGGACCUUCGCCGUCUGCCACGACCUGACCCUCCUCUCCCACGCCCGCGACGCCCACGGCGCCCAUCACCGGUCCUUCGCCUACGAGUUCGCCCACCGCGGGGACCACUCCCUCGGGGAUGCCUUCGACGUCCCCUUCGGCAGGCACUGGGUGACCCACGCGGAUGAUGCCUUUUACUUCUUCACGGGUGGAGGUACCUGGCAACCCCUCACCAGCAGCAAGGAUCUGGCUAUGAGGAACAUCGUGACGUCACUGUGGGCCAACUUUGCUGCUACUGGGGACCCGACACCCGAUGACUCCCUAGGCUUCAAGUGGGCGCCGGUGAACGAGACACACCUGCACUACCUGGCCCUCACGCCCACGCCCACAAUGCAGGAGGACUCGCGGCGCCAGGUGCGGGAUUUCUUCGGCGGCCUCCCCACGCGGCAGACCCGGCUCCUGAGGGCGGGCAGACGGGGAGGCUCCGAAGGAGGGACACGGACACAGGAAUAUCCUAAAUCCAUAGAAAAAGAAGAAUUGUAAAUGAUUCUCUUAUAUAUAUAUAUAUAUAUAUAUAUAUAUAUAUAUAUAUAUGUAUACAUACACACACACAGAUAUAUAUAUAUGUAUAUAUAUACAUAUAUACAUAUAUAUAUCCCAAUGCCGUCGAGGGAAAUGAACAAAAAAUGGGGAAAAUGCUGUGCCCAUUUUCUAUGUUUUUCUUGAAAUAUCUGCCGAUAGAUGGCUCUGCUAGCGCCUAAUUUGAAAUGGCGGGAAAAACGUAUUUUUCACUAGUGCUAUGAACAUCGAUGGUGUUAUUUUUAUCAUAAACAUCAUAAUGUUUUUUAACAUUAGUAACAGCAAAAUAACAUAACGUAAAAUAUUUCGUAAAUCAAAGAAAAGGGUAAACGGGCGGGAUGGGCGGUACUCGUAACUGGCUCAUUGGGGAGUUAGUACAAGUGUUGCUAUCUAUGCGUAAAAACAACCAAACAAGUACUCACAGUGGACAUAGCACGUGUGUACACAUCAUACCCGUCGGUAUUGGGAUAUAUAUGUAUAUAUAUAUAUAUAUAUAUAUAUAUAUAUAUAUGUAUGUGUGUGUGUGUGUGUCUGUGUUUGUGUAUUUAUGUAAGGAUGUAUCUAUCUGUCUGUGUAGCUGUCUCUCUCUCUCUCUAUAUAUAUAUAUUGUAAGGUUACCUCCCACAACCAGCCAUCUCUUCCUCAUCUCGCCGCCAGCCUCCCUUCCUUUCGCGGGCCCUGACAUCUAGGUCAACGCUUGCUGCAAUCGCCCUCUCUAUGUCUAUAUGUACAUACGUUCACUUAUUUGUUUUAUUGUUCCACUUUACUUUGGUUCCUAUAUGUCACUUCUGUGUGAGUUUGCCCUUUGACCCCGUCCUCUCUUCUGCGAUUCCUUUGUACGCAAUUUUUUCCUCCCUUCUUCUGUGAGCGUCACGGUUAUUUGUAUCAGUUUAGAUUAUCUUCAAUUUUUUUUUAUCUUAUUUUUUGUCACUUUUUUUCUGUCUACGGAAGCUUAUUCUCAUUUUAAGAGGAAUCUGUUUUAAUGUCAUAUUUUAUCUAUUGUACUUCUUUCUGUCUACUUCACCUUAAGUGUGUAUUUUUUAUGUUUUAUCUUGCUAUGAAGCUCAUAUUAUUUAUGAUUUUAGUCUUCCUUAAUGAUUUUUGUACAAACUUUUUGUUUUACGAACGAUGUUUGGCGUGGGCCGUGACGAAAUUUAUAAAUAUAAGCCGCAUUGAGCUGGAAAUAGAUUAAUUUUCCUCGACA
Messenger RNA from Penaeus indicus, 3045 nucleotides. Its product is annotated as juvenile hormone esterase-like. The coding region runs from base 24 to 1805 and encodes 593 amino acids. NCBI's taxonomy places the organism in Eukaryota, Metazoa, Arthropoda, Malacostraca, Decapoda, Penaeidae. The record is from RefSeq and is a predicted model, not a curated record. The transcript is spliced from 12 exons.